Scophthalmus maximus (turbot) is the source of this 1961-nucleotide messenger RNA. It is a transcript of the gene olig3, whose product is annotated as oligodendrocyte transcription factor 3. The transcript has a single exon. Lineage: Eukaryota; Metazoa; Chordata; Actinopteri; Pleuronectiformes; Scophthalmidae. Gene Ontology annotation, molecular function: protein dimerization activity. The record is from RefSeq and is a predicted model, not a curated record. Bases 304 to 1197 code for a protein of 297 amino acids.
CACACACACACACACACACACGCAGAGAGAGAGAGAGAGAGAGAGGGAGAGAGAGAGGGAUUCAGGAGCCACAGACGCCAAGAAGUGGUCACCGAUGUGAUAAGGAGGACAGAAGCGUGGGACAGACGGGACAAAGACAACUUCAAGCGAGACCGGGUAAAAAGAGAGAGGGGAGAGGGAGAAGAGAGAGUGAAAGUGAAAGAGGAAGAGAGAGAGAGAGAGAGAGAGAGAGAGAGAAGGAGAGAGAGAGGGGGGAAGCCAGCGCGACCUCCUACCCAACAACCUCGGACGAGAACCCAUAAAAUGAAUUCAGACUCCAGCCCGAGCAGCAGAGCCUCCUCCCCGGACAUGGACGGCAUGUUCCAUCACCUCCCGCUGCACCACCACCACCUCCACCACCACGUAGGCUCCUCCGUGUCCUCCUCCACGCAGAGCGGCGAGCAGCAGCGCCUGAAGAUCACCGGCGCGGAACACCUGCGGUCCGUCGACGGCAAGCCGCCGUCCGUGGGAAGCAGCAGCAGCAGCAGCAGCAGUAGCAGCAGCAGCAGCAGCAACAAGUACAAGCUGAAGAAACAAGUCACCGAGGAGGAAAUGUACCAUCUCCGCCUCAAGAUCAACGGCCGGGAGCGGAAGCGCAUGCAUGACCUCAACCUGGCGAUGGACGGCCUGCGCGAGGUGAUGCCCUACGCGCACGGGCCCUCGGUGCGCAAGUUGUCCAAGAUCGCCACGCUGCUCCUCGCCAGGAACUACAUCCUGAUGCUCAACAGCUCCCUGGACGAGAUGAAGCGGCUGGUGGGGGAGAUUUACGGAGGGCAGCACUCGGCCUUCCACUGCGGCACCGUGGCGCACGCCGCCGGCGGACACUCCGGGGGCCCCGCCGCCGCCGCCGCCGCGGCCGCGGCCGCCGCUGCCGCCGCGCACCAAGUGCACCCUCUCCUCGGGGGCGCGCUGUCCUCCUCCACUUCUUCCACCCUGUCAAGCGCGCUCCCGGGGCUCACGUCUCUCCGAGCACCCCACUCCCUGAUGAAGGGCUCCCCGCCCGCCCCCCCGGCCCUGCAGCUGGGCCCCGGCUUCCAGCACUGGGCCGGACUGCCGUGCCCCUGCACCAUCUGCCAGGUUCCCCCUCCGACGCACAUCCCCAUCACCUCCGCCGGCCUCACGAGACUCACGGGGGAGGGCAAGGACGGGAUGAAAUGAUGGCUGCUCUGUCUGACAGACGCGCAGAGACUCAGACAUGUGGGCUGACGUGUGUGUGUGUGUGUGUGUGUGUGUGUGUGUACAUAUAAUUCAGGGCAUGAGGGGAGACCUGGCCUCACCGCUGCAUGCUGUUGUGUAUCUGGUUUCUUGUUUGACGUAUGAGAAAGAAAGUGUUAUUUUUCUACCUUGUAACAAGGACGUAUACAAACUGAUGAUUUUGCCAAUUUAAGGUUUAAAAAAAAGAAGAAAAAUCCGUCCUGUGUCACGCGAGAAGAAGGCAAACUCUGUCACCACAAUGUGAAAAGGUGACGGAGGCUGCAUGAACCUUCUGAUUGAAUUUAAGUUAUUUCUUUUUUUGUAUCAGCGUCAGUUUGUGAAAAACGAAGAAUGCUCUAUGUGCCUUGUACCAAGGAUUUUAAACUUCAGUUCCAUGUGAAAACAAUGACAUGUAUGUGUUUGGCUAAAUGAUUCUGCCACCGCGGGAUCAGCUGUUGUUUUUAUUUUUUUUAUCUAAGUCUUCUGAUUUUUUUUUCUUCUUCCUUCGUGGCUCAUUGUUUGUCCCUCUGUGCUCUGAUCUCCAGUUUGUUUGUGAUUUGAUUUUUUUUUUUGCAUGGUUGUCACAGCAUGGUUGUUUUUGAACUGAAUUUGUUAUGCCCAGAGACCCCAUGUCUUUAUUUUUGUACAUUGUUGAUGACUGAUGAAAUAUUUAUUAUCGCCCAGCGCCCCUGGAUGAAAUUUCAAUAAAACUGAAAUUAUCGAUCAUA